GGUCAAGGCCGACAGGCUCACUGUGUCUGGUGGGAAGGGCAGUAAUAAAUCGAAGGAAAAGGCCAAGGGGACGGAGAUGGGGGAAAACGGGGUUGAAGAUGAGGUGGAGAACGAAGACUAAGAAGCGGAUGAUGAUAACAAAGACAAGAUCUAAUCGUUCUGCUCUCUUUACAGACCCUGGUUCCCGGGUCUACUGGUUUACGACUCUUUUUUGUUGCCUGCCGGAAAACCAGAUUUUAUGGAAAUCCGGGGGUCGAUACUGCAGUGGUAGAUCUUGGAUCGUAACGCAAGAACUUAUUGUUCGAGUGUGAACUUCGUUUCCAAUCUUCCUCUCCUAUCAUCUUCCUCCUUGUUUCAUCCAUUGAAUCCUGGUAUUUCGGCUUCGAACUCGC
Molecule: messenger RNA, 392 nt
Organism: Aspergillus heteromorphus CBS 117.55
Lineage: Eukaryota; Fungi; Ascomycota; Eurotiomycetes; Eurotiales; Aspergillaceae
Exons: 1
Coding region: 99-311 (70 amino acids)
Source: RefSeq, a predicted model, not a curated record